AUGCAGAGCAAAAUAGGACCUUCGACAAGUCGCCGGCGUCUUGUGCACGUCGAAGCCACUCGGGAGAUUGAGGCCCUCAGGCGGCAGGUACAUUGUGGGUCAACAGAGUCCACUAGCACACAGAGCGUUCCGGGCAAGUCCACUAGCACACAGAGCGUUCCGGGCAAGUCCACUAGCACACAGAGCGUUCCGGGCAAGUCCACUAGCACACAGAGCGUUCCGGGCAAGUCCACUAGCACACAGAGCGUUCCGGGCAAGUCCACUAGCACACAGAGCGUUCCGGGCAAGUCCACUAGCACACAGAGCGUUCCGGGCAAGUCCACUAGCACACAGAGCGUUCCGGGCAAGUCCACUAGCACACAGAGCGUUCCGGGCAAGUCCACUAGCACACAGAGCGUUCCGGGCAAGUCCACUAGCACACAGAGCGUUCCGGGCAAGUCCACUAGCACACAGAGCGUUCCGGGCAAGUCCACUAGCACACAGAGCGUUCCGGGCAAGUCCACUAGCACACAGAGCGUUCCGGGCAAGUCCACAAGCACACAGAGCGUUCCGGGCAAGUCCACUAGCACACAGAGCGUUCCGGGCAAGUCCACUAGCACACAGAGCGUUCCGGGCAAGUCCACUAGCACACAGAGCGUUCCGGGCAAGUCCACUAGCACACAGAGCGUUCCGGGCAAGUCCACUAGCACACAGAGCGUUCCGGGCAAGUCCACUAGCACACAGAGCGUUCCGGGCAAGUCCACUAGCACACAGAGCGUUCCGGGCAAGUCCACUAGCACACAGAGCGUUCCGGGCAAGUCCUUAAACUGA
Messenger RNA from Procambarus clarkii (red swamp crayfish), 810 nucleotides. The record is from RefSeq and is a predicted model, not a curated record. NCBI's taxonomy places the organism in Eukaryota, Metazoa, Arthropoda, Malacostraca, Decapoda, Cambaridae.